CCCGCCGGCUGCUCCUCCCAGGACAGGAGAGGCGGCUUCGGCGAUGGACGCGUCCCGGGCGCUGGCAGGUCUGGCCGCGAGUUUGCAGGGCCCACGGGUCGUGCCCAGCCCGGACUCGGACUCAGACACAGACUCGGAGGACCCGAGUACCCGGCGCAGCGCGGCCGGGCUGCUCCGCUCGCAGGUCAUCCACAGCGGACACUUCAUGGUGUCGUCGCCACACAGAGACUCGCUGACCCGGCGGCGCGACCUGGAGGGGCCCGUGGGGCUUGCCGACUUCGGGCCGCGCAGCAUCGACCCCACACUCACCCGCCUCUUCGAGUGCAUGAGCCUGGCCUACAGUGGCAAGCUGGUCUCCCCCAAGUGGAAGAAUUUCAAAGGUCUCAAGCUGCUCUGCCGAGACAAGAUCCGCCUCAACAACGCCAUCUGGAGGGCCUGGUACAUCCAGUAUGUGGAGCGGAGGAAGAGCCCCGUGUGUGGCUUCGUGACUCCGCUCCAAGGGCCUGAGGCUGACGAGCACCGGAAACCAGAGGCGGUCGUUCUGGAGGGGAAUUACUGGAAGCGGCGCAUCGAGGUGGUGAUGCGCGAGUACCACAAAUGGCGCAUCUACUACAAGAAGCGGCUCCGUAAGUCCAGCAGGGAAGGGGACCUCUUGGCCCCAAAGCAGGUGGAGGAGGGGUGGCAGCCACCAGGACAAUGGUGCGAACAGCUCUUCUCCAGCGUGGUGCCCAUGCUGCUGGGGGGCCCAGAGGAGGAGCCGGGCAGGCGGCAGCUUCUGGACCUCGAUUGCUUUCUGUCCGACAUCUCCGACACUCUCUUCACCAUGACUCAGCCCAACUCCUCGCCCCUGCAGUUGCCCCCGGAGGAUGUCUAUGUGGGCAAUGCUGACAUGAUCCAGCCAGACCUGACGCCUCUGCAGCCCAGCCUGGAUGACUUCAUGGAGAUCUCAGAUUUCUUCACCAGCUAUCGCCCCCCACAGACGCCCACGUCUUCAAACUUCCCAGAGCCCCCCAGCUUUGGCCCCAUGGCUGACCCCUUCUUUAGCAGUGGGACCCUGGGCUCGGAGGUGCCCCCUGCCUCUUCAGGCAUGACCCAUCUCUCAGGGCAUGACCACCUGCAGGCUCGGAGCAGCUGCCCUGGUCCCCUGGAUUCCAGUGCCUUCCUGAGCUCUGAUUUCCUCCUUCCUGAAGACCCCAAGCCCAAGCUCCCACCCACUGCAGCACCCCCACCCCUCAUCCAAUACCCUGCCCCUGCCAAGGGGCCUGGCCUGGAGCCCUGUCUCCCACCCCCCUUCCCUCCCGUGGCUCCUCCCCCUGCUUUGCUGCAGGAAGAGCCUCUCUUCUCUCCCAGAUUCUCCUUCCCUACAAUCCCUACUGCCCCCGGAGUGUCCCCACUGUCUGCUCCCACAGCCUUCCCACCUACCCCACAGCCAGGCCCAGGCCCUGCCCCUGCCCCUUUCCCCAUAGACCUUCUACCCUCAGGAUAUCUGGAGCCCCCAUUUGGGCCUCAUGUCACAGUGCCCCAAGGAAUGCCACCCAGAGGCAAGCCCCCCACCCUGUCCCCUAGGGGGCGGAAGCCCAGCCCCCCUGCCUUGGCCCCAGCCACUGCCAGCCCCACUGCCACUGCCGCAGGCAACACCCCCUGCCUCACACAGCUGCUCAGGGCAGCCAAGCCUGAGCAAGCCCUGGAACCGCCACUCGCAUCCAGUGCCCUUCUCCAGCCCCCAGAGUCCCCGGUAAGAUGGCAGGCACUGGGAGGGGAGGGUGAGCCCAGGGGCUUCACCCCAACUCUCCUCCCUUCUCCACCCCAGCAGGAGAUGGUCCCUGAAUUCCCCUGCACCUUCUUACCCCCAACCCCAGCCCCCAUACCUCCUGGGCCACCUCCAGGCCCAGCUACUCUGGCCCCUCCCAGGCCCCUGAUUGUCCCCAAAGCGGAGCGGCUCUCGCCCCCAGCACCCAGCGGUGGUGAGCGGAGGCUUUCUGGGGAGCUCAGUUCCAUGCCAGGCCCUGGGACUCUGCGUGUGCAUGUCUCUCCCCCUCAACCCAUCCUAAGCAGGGGCCGUCAAGACAACAACAAGACUGAGAACCGGCGCAUCACACACAUCUCUGCAGAGCAGAAGCGGCGCUUCAACAUCAAGCUGGGGUUUGACACCCUGCACGGGCUGGUGAGCACGCUCAGCACCCAGCCCAGCCUCAAGGUGAGCAAGGCAAGCACCCUGCAGAAGACGGCCGAGUACAUCGCCAUGCUGCAGCAGGAGCGUGCAGCCAUGCAGGAGGAGGCCCAGCGGCUGCGGGACCAGAUAGAGGAGCUCAACACUGCCAUUACCCUGUGCCAGCAGCAGCUGCCUGCUACUGGGGUGCCCAUCACACACCAGCGUUUCGACCAGAUGCGAGACAUGUUUGAUGACUGUCCUGAACUCCCUUCGCCAGCUGAGCACUUCUACCAGUAUCCUGACGGACCCGAGCCGUAUACCCGAGCAAGCUGCACGGGCAGUCACAGAGGGCUCCCCUGGCAAACCUUUAUAGGGCUGGACGGACCCUGCUGUUCACCCAGCUGCCCAGGGGCUGCUUUCCCUGGGCAACUUCUAGACAGUCCCCUCCUGCUUGAGGCCCUGGCUGUUCCCUUUCCUGAGGCUCAAGCAGGGCCCAAGUCUCUUCCUACCUCCCAGCAGCCAGGAAGAGCUGAGUUCUGGUCCCUGCUCUACCAGCGACUAAUGCUGUGGCCUGGGGGACUCUUACUCCCUCUUUGGGCCUCUGUUUUUCAGCCUGCAAAAUGGGAAUGGGGAAGCUUAAACCAGAAGAAGAUCCCAAGGUCUUAGUGACUAUGACACUUGGUGGCCUAAGCUGGCGACUCAGGGAGAUGGAAGGAGGAGCGGGAUGAUCCUGUUUGGCCGCUACUCUCACCUGCUCCCCAACAGAUAGGGCACAGGCCUCUGUUUUCAAGCGGAGAAGCAAAAAAGGUUUCCUCUCUCUCUCCUUCACUGAGAGCCUGGGGAGCUGCAGGAUGGUAUCCCUGGGUGAGACCAAGAAGGUCUGGUCCCAGGAGAGCAGGGCAGGGGUUGGCCAAACCAGGGCAGCCAUCUUGUGUGUGUGUGUGUGUGAGUGUGCGCGUAUAUUUUAUAAAGAAUUAUUGACCAAUAAGAACAA
Manis pentadactyla (Chinese pangolin) is the source of this 3146-nucleotide messenger RNA. It is a transcript of the gene MLXIPL, whose product is annotated as MLX interacting protein like. The record is from RefSeq and is a predicted model, not a curated record. The transcript has 15 exons. Gene Ontology annotation, molecular function: DNA-binding transcription factor activity, RNA polymerase II-specific; RNA polymerase II cis-regulatory region sequence-specific DNA binding; protein dimerization activity. Bases 44 to 2818 code for a protein of 924 amino acids. Lineage: Eukaryota; Metazoa; Chordata; Mammalia; Pholidota; Manidae. Gene Ontology annotation, biological process: regulation of transcription by RNA polymerase II. Gene Ontology annotation, cellular component: nucleus.